Molecule: messenger RNA, 1287 nt
Organism: Sphenostylis stenocarpa
Lineage: Eukaryota; Viridiplantae; Streptophyta; Magnoliopsida; Fabales; Fabaceae
Source: the annotation of a GenBank genome assembly
AUGAAGCUCCUUGAAUCGAAGAAACGAACAGACGCGCAGCCAGAGUCAUCUGAAAAUCCUUCGGACUCCGUUCCUCCAAACAAGAAAACUAGGGGUUUGCCGAACUUGACUGAAUGCCAUGCUUGUGGCUUCAAGGUUGACGUCUGCACCGGUAAGAAUAGACUCCGAACCCUUUAUAGCGAAUGGCGUGUAGUUCUUCUAUGCAAGAAGUGUUUUUCUUCCGUUGAAUCUUCCCAAAUUUGUUCCUAUUGUUUUUCCGGAACGUCUCUUGAAUCGUAUCGUUGCAAUAAGUGUCAGCAUUCUGUUCACAAAACUUGUUUCUUGAAAUACAAAAAUGCUCCUCCGUGGUCCUACGCUUCUUUGGGCUCUGACUUUUCUGUCUGUGUGGAUUGUUGGAUUCCUAAACACCUGGAAAUUUCUAGAAGAAGAAAAAGAAGAGUUAUGGGUGGGGAGAAUGACAGGGUUAUUCUAGAGAAGGGUAGUUCUAGGGUUUUGCCGGGUGGACAUUUGGUGAGAUCAAUGGAGGAUUUGGUUGAGGAUGCAAAACGUGAGGUGGAGGAGAAGGUUGAGGCAGCUGCUAGGGCUAGAGAGGGGGCAACGAAGAAAGCUUUGGUGGCUAGAAGGGCUGUUGAACUUGCAAACAACGCUUUGAGUUUAGUAGGAAAUGGGGAAGAGAGUAGUUUGAAUCUGCCUCCCAAGAUGGAUGCUUUUAAAGUUCUUGAUGGCUCUGAGUUGACUUUUGAGUUGCAUCCUCAUUUAAAUAGCUUACCGAGGAUUUCAAAGAGUUGCUGCUUAUUGAAUACAAGUUUGUUGGAUAUUCCAAAGCGGUUGGCUUCUAGCGUUGAUUCGUCGUGCAAGACAUCAAACUCAAAGAAUGAUGGCGAUCGUGAUAAGCAUGAAGUGUCAUGUGAUGAUAAGCUAUUGGCGUACUCUUGCAAAUCUUUAUGUGAGCCUUUGGUUUCUGUAGGAACUUUGGAUAGUGGUUCUUCAACUGGUCUGAAUCUUCUCUGUAUAGGAAGAAGUGGAACGGAAACUGGUUCAAAAGAUGGUGAGCGCACAGCUGAAUCUGAUGGUGAAGGGGUCGGGGAAGAGCUACAGAAGGAAGGGGAGGGAAGCUGUUCUGAUCGGUUGAUAAACUUCAGUGAAGAUAGUGGCGUGGAACUUGAUCGUAAGCAUGCAGAUUCUGCAUUGCAUAGAGAGAAGCGUUGCAAUGGGCAACCAGAUCGCUAUUUCUUGAAGUAUAGUAGAAGGAAUUGUAGUUUAAAAUCAAACCUAGAUAGUAAAUAG